Molecule: messenger RNA, 2316 nt
Organism: Sebastes umbrosus (honeycomb rockfish)
Lineage: Eukaryota; Metazoa; Chordata; Actinopteri; Perciformes; Sebastidae
Gene: ccdc24
Product: coiled-coil domain containing 24
Exons: 9
Coding region: 16-2043 (675 amino acids)
Source: RefSeq, a predicted model, not a curated record
UAAUGCACCUCUAAGAUGGUAUGCCAACCUCCAAUAAACACCAAAGAAGAAGAAAAAGAAGAAGGAGAAAAGUGUUUAGAUGUCUCAAGAGAACCAACUGUUGACAAAUAUCGCGAUAUUUCCCCCCUCCCUAGCAACCAACUGUUGACAGAUCUCGCGAUAUUCCCUCCCUCCCCUAGCAACUGGAAUCGUUACCCUGGAUACCUGCUAGAUACAAGUUGGAUUAUCCUUCCUAUGCAGUCUCCGGAUGGAAACCAGCUCUGGUGCCCUGGCCAGUCCUUGUGGAGCCUGAUCGCUGAACAUGUCUCUGAGUCAGAGCUGCCAAAGAUCCACACAGCACUGGGCCACUCUCUGGUUGACAUGUACACAGAUGUGCACACUGAGGCGGAGAUGUGGUACAAGAUGUGGCAGGAGAGCCAGCAAGGGAUCAAUAGCAGCAGGACAGGGACCCCGCUCCCACGUCAGCAGGCCUCCCCUCUAGCCGACCCCCCUGCCAUCAAAGAGCUGGUGAGAGCCGAGGUCAAGAUGUUACUCCAGACUCUCAGAGAGAGAGCCAACAGGGAGGGAAGAGACAGUGAGGAGCUUGUGUUUCGAUACAAACCUGAGACGGUGGACUACGCCCUGGGUCACCUUGGCAGCUGUUCCAGAAACUUUACCAACCCUGGAGAUACUGAUGAUGGAAGCAGACAGAGCUCUCACUGUUCAGUCCAGCCCAUGGCUGAAGAUAAGAUUGAGGCAAUGAGAGACAAGCUGAAUGUCUCUGACAUUGACCAGGUGGUGGACCGCCUCAGGUCUGUUCUAAUGGAGGAAUGUGAAGCGUUGAGCAGGCUGAUGAAGCAUUUUAAGGGGAAUAUUAAACAAAAGUGUCUGAGCCAAUGUGAAUUUGAUAAAUCAGAGCCUACGCUUGCAGAGCUGAGAGAGCUAAGAGGAGCUAUACAAAUGGACUUGGAGCUCUACCCCUCUUCGCUUGCUGCUUCACCGUCAUCUUCCUCCUCUUUCCCUGUGAAGGAAUUGAAAAACAGGUUCAGACUGUCAGCAGGACAAAGCGUUUCUGAUGAGACUCUGCAAGCUUCAAGCACUCCAUCAACCCUAAGACCACAUCCACCUCCUCAUCUGAGCCUUCCUAAACCCAGGCCACCGCCGGGCGCUCCUCCUAGCAAGACCUCUGCAUCACUUAAACUAAUUAAUAAUUCUUCACUGUCUAGGACUCAUGGACAGCAUGGACGCACAUCAGCCUCCACUGGAGCUCGUAAAACAAAGAUACCUAUCUGCAACAGGAUCACCACAUCUGGGCAUGUGAGCCGCCAAUUCACCGCUUCACUACCAGGGUCUGACAGUGACGAGAUGAUGGUUAAAACCCACUGCAGUCUUUCUCCAGAGCAAGAUAGUGCCGGUCUCCACUGUAGGACCCCGACUUCUAGUCCUAGUUUUCAAAUAGAAAAUCCAAGAAACUCACCCAUCCACGAAACCAGUCUGUCAUCCCAUCGCAGUAUUCAUAGCCCGAGCAGAAAGUGUGAUUUGUCAGAGACGGAGAGAAAAAGCAGCCCUGACUGGAAGUCAAGAAACAUCAAUACUAUCCCCUCAUCCCCUCGCUGUGAGGAUGCAGGCAGUUACAGCAGCAAUAGUACUGACCCUUCUGUGUCAACGACGCGGAAAUCAAAGACACAAAAUGAGCAACAGAAUAGUACCUGCGGAGGUAGUUUAGUGUCAACAACAGAUCAUGUCACAAGGAAGAGUUCUUCUGAGAGAUUUAAGUCUGAGACUGGGAGCUCUCCUGCAAAAACAGGAAGUAGGAAGAGCAACGUUGGAGUUAAUAGAAAUCUAAAUGGUCAUCUUGGGAAGGACGUCACCCAACAGCAAAGCCGUGUAGCCGCAUGCACACAACCAGAGCCUAUACGGAUAAAUGGACAAAUCUUUACUUCCCCCAAAAGACCGCUUCAGGGCACCACAAGUCAGCUGAAAGGAGUCCAAGAGACACAGACCGAGCUGGAGUUCAUCAGCAACUUUUACCAGCCAGUCCCUCCUUCAAGGGUGUCAACUUGAAGUCGGCCACAGACCAGACAGCUGAGGCUGAAACAGGAAGAUAGUCUGAGUCUGUUGCAGGAAAAAUGCAAGGGAUGUCUGGUAUUUUGUUUUAUGAGAUUGCAAACUAUUGAACAUACUGUACCCUUUGGAAACAUCACACACUCACUACUGUAUUAUAUUUGGGAGCAUAACUACUUGACAGUUGCAUAAAUUGUUUUACUCUGGAAUAAUUUCACAGCGGUGUCUGGUCCUUGCAGGGUUUAAUUUCCGUAAAGCAAGAAUUAAAAUGAA